Messenger RNA from Ceratina calcarata, 1605 nucleotides. RefSeq lists its product as uncharacterized. The transcript has a single exon. Lineage: Eukaryota; Metazoa; Arthropoda; Insecta; Hymenoptera; Apidae. Gene Ontology annotation, molecular function: RNA-DNA hybrid ribonuclease activity; nucleic acid binding. Bases 1 to 1605 code for a protein of 534 amino acids. The record is from RefSeq and is a predicted model, not a curated record.
AUGAACUCGGCCCUGAGAAUCCUGGAAGAUUGGUGCUCGGAGGCGGAUCUGUCGGUGAAUCCUACAAAAACAAAACUGCUAGUGGUCACGCGUAAGAAGAAGCUAAAUGUUCGGGGUAUCACUCUUAAUGAAGUGCAACUAGAAAAAUCGGAGUCGGUCAGCUACCUAGGUGUUACCUUUACGAGUUGGCUGUCCUGGAAGGUACAGAUAGAGAAAACGAUGGACAGGGCGCGUAGGAAUUUCGCGACCAUCAGUAGGAUGGUAGGCAGUACAUGGGGCCUCACUCCGGCUGCGACCCACUGGAUCUACAAUUCGAUCAUUCUGCCGAGACUGACGUUUGGAUCGCUAAUCUGGUGGGAAGGUAUUCAAAAUUAUAGAACUCAAGCUCGGCUCGAGAGUUUACAACAUGCAGGCUUAAAAAGAAUACUCGGAGCGUUCAGAAGUUCGCCGACCAAAGCGAUGGAAGCGAUGCUAGCGACUCCGACGCUGUCCUUCAAAAUAGAAGAAGUGGCCAUUAGGACGGCGAAACUCCUUAAAGACUGGGACAAAUUGCAACCAACGAGUAGAGGACACUCAUCAGUGUUAGACAAGUUGAUACCUGAAACGGAGAAAGACUUAGUAUUGACCUUGGAAGCUCCGACUGAUAAAACGGUAUUAACUUUCCGCUUUGGACACAGGUAUCGCACGACUAUCCCUGAUAGAGAGGAAUGGAAAGGUGGAGAGCUAGAAAGAUUUAGAGGAUGGAACGUCUGGUUUACGGACGGAAGCAAGAAUGAAAGAGGUGACACAGGCAGUGCGUGGGUGUCAGGACGGUUGAUUAACGGUAAAUCGGAAUACCUUGGAAAGUUUGCCACUGUCUACCAAGCUGAGAUGGUAGCUAUCCUUAGAUGUGUUGAAGACCUGAUCAAUAAAAACGUUAGGAACGAUAGUAUAGUCAUUUUUACAGACAGUGAAUCAACGGUCAAGACCAUGGAAGGGUCGAGCUUUAAAUCGGCGGUUGCGGUGGAAUGUUCCGAUCGUUUAAAUGAAUUGGCCCUGAGAAAUAAGAAGGUAAUAUUAUGCUGGUGUCCGGGUCAUCGGGGUGUCUUGGGCAACGAGGAAGCAGACAGGCUGGCGAAAGCGGUAGUUGAAGAAGGAAGACCAGGGGUGGAGCCUUGGCUACCCGUUUCGUAUGCGAGUUUCAAAUCAGAAUUGAAAAGAUUUUCGCUCUCCCGAUUAAAGGAACGAUGGUCAGGAACGACAACAUGUAGACAAGGAAGGGAAAUGAUAGGUGAUAUAGAUGUGGGAAGAGCCAAGACGAUAUUGAAGAUGAACAGAGCAGAUGCAAGGAUACUGACAUACGUCUUAACGGGACAUGCUCCACUGAACUAUCAUCUGUUCAGAAUGGGAGUACGGGAGAGUGGAAGCUGUCCUUGUGGUACCGGUGAAAUGCAGACGGUGAAACACUUACUGAUUGAAUGCGAUAAAUGUGCAAGCAAAAGGCGUGAAGUGUUUGAACGAACAGAUCUUAAUGCUCAGGAAGUCAGCCUGUUGCCCUAUGAGAAGUUAGUUAGAUUUUUCAAGGAAAUAGACCAAUGGGACAAAACAGCUGGUGUGUCGUCUUAG